GGCGGCCGAAGGGUGUGUGAGAGGAAUGUUGCUAUUGCUGUCCGUGGCAGCGGGGCCGGGCUCGGGAUGAGCUCGAAGGUGCGUUGGGUCCCUACCCCAGAGCGGCCGCCUCUGGGCGAGGGGGACCAGUCGCCGCCCCCACCGUCACUCUCCUGGACGCUGUCGUCGAAGUCACCCCCGGAGGCCUCCUUCAUCAGCUCCUCUCAAGUCUCGGUGCCCGACGGGGGCCUGUUCGGUUGGAUACGCGGGCGGCGCCUGGGCCAUGGAGGCCGCUGCGUGGAACCGGCGCGGGAUACGUUCCGGGCUAUGACAGGACUCUACGGUGCUAUCCAGCCCGCGGACUCGGUGUCCCCCAUCACCCGUACACACGGCGCCGUCUUCAACCUGGAAUACUCCCCUGGCGGGUCAGUGCUUACAGUUGCAUGUGAACAGACAGAAGUCCUACUUUUUGAUCCCAUCUCUUCAAAGCACAUAAAAACUCUCUCUACUGCUCAUGAGGACUGUGUAAAUAACAUCAGGUUUCUUGAUAACAGAAUGUUUGCAACUUGCUCUGACGAUACCACCAUAGCACUUUGGGAUCUGAGGAAGCUAGAUUCAAAAGUGUGCACUUUACAUGGCCAUACAAGCUGGGUGAAGAAUAUUGAAUAUGAUACUAAUACAAGAUUGUUAGUGACAUCUGGAUUUGAUGGAAAUGUUAUCAUUUGGGAUACUAACAGGUGCACAGAAGAUGGCUGCCCUCACAAGAAGUUCUUUCACACCCGUUUUCUCAUGCGCAUGAGGUUGACCCCAGACUGUUCCAAAAUGUUGAUCUCAACAUCUUCUGGGUAUCUCUUGAUAUUGCAUGACCUUGACUUAACCAAAUCUUUAGAGGUUGUCAGCUAUCCUAUUUUAAGAGCCAGGAGAACUACAUCCAAUUCAGAUCUGGUGUCUGCCACCUCAUCCAGUCCUAGGAGUGCUGGGUCACCUUGUCACCAGGGAGAAUCAAACCCAGUGUCUGAGAAACAUACGGUACGAGCCACCCAACGAGAAGGUGGAUCUCCACGCAAUAGUCUCGAGGUUUUAACCCCAGAGGUUCCUGGAGAGAGGGAUCGGGGAAACUGCAUUACAUCGCUGCAGCUCCAUCCCAAAGGCUGGGCUACUCUUCUUCGAUGCUCAAGUAACACUGAUGACCAGGAGUGGACUUGUGUCUAUGAAUUCCAAGAAGGUGCCCCAGUUCCGUCGGUUUCCCCUCGCUGCUCCCUCCGAUUGACUCAUUGCAUCGAGGAAGCCAACGUUGGCCGAGGCUAUAUCAAAGAACUCUGUUUCAGUCCAGAUGGCCGAAUGAUUGCCUCCCCACAUGGCUAUGGGAUUCGCUUGUUGGGAUUUGACACCAAGUGCAGUGAACUGGUGGACUGCUUGCCCAAAGAAGCUGCCCCUCUGCAAGAGAUUCGCUCACUCUACUCUCACACCGAUGUGGUCCUGACCACCAAGUUUUCUCCAACGCACUGUCAGAUUGCCUCCGGGUGCCUUAGUGGUCGCGUUUCUUUAUAUCAGCCAAAGUUCUAGGCACCUCUUGCCUUGGAAGGAACAACCCAAUGUUUGUUUUUAAAUUACUUCAGUUUAGUUGGAGUGUUUUAAAAAAAGAAAUCUUGUAAAUUUGGACAAGUACAGAGUUACUCUGAUCCCUGGACUUAAACAUGGGCCCAAGUUCACUCCUUCCCUUUAUGUGAGUGAGUGUGUUGUGACUCUGAAUUCACGUAUCAGACUACCUUUCUGGUUCCAUCUAUGUCGUUUGGAUAUAGCACCAUGGCACUCGUAAACCUUGAUUUUCCACAUGACUCUUAGUGCAAGAUGUUGAAUGGGCUUCAGAGGAGAGCAAGCACUCAGAUAAAACCCGUGUGCUUCUUUGCCUCAAAGUGCUGGACUUCAGCCCUUUGGCCUGGCCUCUUCGACUUUUGGAUUUUGCUGUAUUGCUGUUUUUUUCUUAUACGUGAUGGAGCACUUCACUUGCAUACUAGAUAAGACACAGCUAGCAAACGUGUAAUUUCUUUGCAAACAACUAAACAAAAUGCUGUCUCUACUUAUUGGUAUUGUUCUGCGAUAGUUCGAUCUUUUGGCUGGUAUUCCUAAAAAUUAUACACCACAGAUCCCUUGCCCCCUUGCUGAAUAAAAGACUGGAAGUAUAAACUUCCUUGGUUUGCUCAAGGAAAGGCUUCUUAGCUGAACAGUUUAACAUCUUGCCCUAGUGAGUCUUGUAAAGGAGCUUCUUCAGUACUGUUAAUGGACAUAAGAAUGGAGUAUUGCUUGAUCACUAGGUAUGUGCCCAAACACUAAGUUUACAAUCCAGCAGGAAGUUUUCCUUCCUGAGCCUCAAGUAGAAUGAAGGGAAGCUGUGUGUCACACAAGCUUUGGCAGAGCCUCCCAGUCAUUUGCAUGAGACAUGUGGAAGGGGACUUCCUGCAGAAACGUGUCUGAUGCCCACUGGUGGGUCUGGUCACUGUGACAGCCUCUGGGGUGGAAGAAAAUCAUUUUAAAUGUAAUGAAUGUUGCUUAGUACUAUUUCCAUUGACAAGCGGACUAAGGCUAGUGGGCCUCUUAUUGUGCCUUGCAAGCCACGAAAUUACGCUACUCUGUCUGAGAGAGAACCUAGUGCAGGUAUGCGCCUAAGUUAGAUGCGGCCCAACAGCUAUAUAUGAGAAUUCCUCAAAAAGUUUUGUUCAGAUGAGUUUUCUCCUGUGGCAGUAGUAACACAUUUUACUAGUGUAUUGGCACAUCUUUUAGAAAUAUUUCUGCAGAUGUACAUUAAAAUAGCUUUUAGCUGUGCUUUUCCAUUCCAGACACGUAUAUGAAAUAAAACUGAGAAGUUGUAUUUUUAUUUUUUGGGGUUUGUCCUUGAAAAAACAAGGUGUAAAUACCAUAGGAUUUCACUAAUACCUCUUGUUGAAUGUGUUUAUGUGAAUCUGCACUACCAUUUCACCCAGUCGGUGGGCAUGGCAACAGGAACUUUGAAGAUGAGCCAGGCUUGGGAAAGCCAAAGUGGAGGGUCACUGAAUUUCCAUUGAGUGUGUAGUGCAGGCUGAGAAUUGGUCGUGGAGCACUCAUUUCAAUUUUCCAUGCACAGCUGCACACAAAUAAGGUCUCAGUUCACUGGGUUCCCUGAAUGCUCAUAUGAAUGCUAACGUGUAUUUUGAGUCUUCUGUUCGGAACUUCUAAAACAUGCUUCAAAAGAUCCAGAUAACAUCUCCAGCAAAGCCAUUGCUAUGGACAAAUGUGGGGUCUGUCACUAUGAUCCAAGCAACAGGACAGCUUUCAAGGAGUGCGUGUUGGUCCACUUCCACCAAAGACAUUCAACAUCCUGAAGUCAUCUGUAAAGGUGAUAUUUUGCAUUCACCAGGGGUGGGGGAUAGUUGGGAUGUAGUACUUACGAACUUGGUGGUAGAAACUACAGUUCUAGGAGACCUUUGCAGCAAACUUUUGGAGAAGUCGCAUGGAAAUUUCAUAUCGGAAAUGCUCCAUUGUGGUGGUCUUCGACUCCACAGCAGUGCAACAAAUGCAGAAGGGCAAUGACAACUGAAACAGCCACCACUCCAAGAUUUAAAAGCUCGCUACAUCCAUUAUAGUUCUCUGCUUUCUAACUAUCUGUAAGAUUAAAAGCUCAUCUCUAUGGCAUCUAAUGAUGAAACCCUGAAAAGUUACGUGACACGGUUGAUAGACCAAAAAGUGAUGUUUACAAGGAAGGCUAUUUGGAAUGGAAACGUUGGUUUUAAUUGCAAUUUACUGCUGUAGCUUGUUUUAAUUAGAAGGGUGGGAUAUAAAUUUGUAAGAUCAGUGGUGAAAAAGUGUAAUUUUGCUGGGAGACUAUAUUGAGAAGUGUUCACUUGUAUGAUAUUUGGCUAAUAAACUAUGUUUGCAAACACU
Messenger RNA from Varanus komodoensis (Komodo dragon), 3897 nucleotides. It is a transcript of the gene DCAF10, whose product is annotated as DDB1 and CUL4 associated factor 10. The transcript is spliced from 7 exons. Lineage: Eukaryota; Metazoa; Chordata; Lepidosauria; Squamata; Varanidae. Gene Ontology annotation, molecular function: protein binding. Bases 67 to 1545 code for a protein of 492 amino acids. Gene Ontology annotation, cellular component: Cul4-RING E3 ubiquitin ligase complex. The record is from RefSeq and is a predicted model, not a curated record.